Molecule: messenger RNA, 2576 nt
Organism: Capsicum annuum
Lineage: Eukaryota; Viridiplantae; Streptophyta; Magnoliopsida; Solanales; Solanaceae
Molecular function (GO): protein binding
Source: RefSeq, a predicted model, not a curated record
AAUGAAGCAGCUCAUUAGCAAGCAAACCAUCGAUAAAUUGUCAAAACUCAAAAGUAGUAGCAGAAUUCUCCUUGUGUGUCGUCCUUCUCUGUCGAAAGCCCCAAUCGCUACUACACCCUCUCUUCCCAAUUGGACGAAAUGCUGUCGCUUUCUCCACACCCAGAACACAACAGCAGCAGCUGGAAAAAUUGAAUCAUCGUCAUCAUCUUGGGUGGGUGGUAAAACAUUGAGUGCGGAAAUGCUAAGUGAUCAAUCAGAGACGGAUGACAACGACGACGAUACGAUGAAUGAGUUCUUGUCAAGAUUCGUUUGGAUAAUGCGUGGAAAGCUGAUGGAAGUGUAUCCUGAUUUUGACAAGAAAACAAUUGAUGGGAUGCUUUUGGUUAUUGUUGGAAAGGUUGUUUCCGAGCUGGAAAAUCAGGGUGGUGGUUUGGAUCAGAUAGUGGAAGGUGGUUCUGCUGCUUCUGGGGAUGGGGAUGGGGAUUUUAGUGAGGAUUUGUGGAAGACAGUGUGGGAGGUGAGCAGUGUAGUGUUGGAAGAUAUGGAGAAAGCGAAAAGGAAGGAGACAAUGAAGAGCUUUCUUCAAGCUGAGGAGGUAAAGGAGAUGUGUAGGUUUGCUGGUGAAGUUGGUAUACGUGGAGAGAUGCUUAGGGAGUAUAGGUUCAAAUGGGCACGUGAGAAGAUGGAGGAGACUGAGUUUUAUCACAGUCUUGAACGUCGUUUUAAGGAAGAGGAGGAACAAAAAGAAGCUGAAAAUGGUAUUGGGGUCGCCGUGGAGCAGCGCGAUGAGGAAGAGUCUAAAGUUGUGUCUCUUCCAAAAAGGCGUGGGAAGAUUAACUACAAGAUUUAUGGACUUGAUUUGUCGGACUCCAAAUGGUCUCAAGUGGCUGACAAGAUUCACGAGGCUGAGAAAAUCAUGUGGCCUCAAGAACCAAAACAAAUUGAUGGCAAGUGCAAAAUUGUUACCGACAAAAUUCUUUCUUCCCAAGAGGAAGAUGAUCUUUCUCCACUUAUAGCAGAAUGGGUACAACUUCUCCAACCUAGCAGGUUAGACUGGAUAAAUUUACUUGAUAGAUUGAAGGAACGAAAUGCUACUCUAUAUUUGAAGAUUGCAGAACACGUUCUUGGUGAAGAGUCCUUCCAAACAAAUAAACGUGACUACUCAAAACUCAUUGAUGCCCAUGCUAGAGAUAACCGGCCAGAAGAUGCUGAAAGAAUUAUCAAAAAGAUGAGUGAAAAUGGAAUAGUACCUGAUAUUCUCACAUCAAUAACCAUGCUUCACAUGUACAGCAAAGCAGGUGAUCUGGAUCGAGCAAAAGCUGCAUUUGAGAGUUUGAGAACCCAAGGAUUCCUACCAGAGGUGGGGGUUUACAAUUCCAUGAUCCUAGCCUAUGUAAAUUCUGGCAACCCAAAGUUGGGUGAAUCAUUGAUCAGGGAAAUGGAGGCAAGAGACAUCACACCCUCAAAGGAGAUCUUUAUGGCCCUCCUGAGGUCAUAUGUUCAGCAUGGUGAUGUUACUGGAGCCCAAAGAAUAGCAAAUACAAUGAUGCUUUUCAGAUUUCAGCACACUUUAGAGUCAUGUACGUUACUUGUUGAGGCAUAUGGAAAGGCUGGUGACCCUGAUCAUGCUAGGGGUUGGUUUGAUAGCGUGAUUAAUCUUGGACUCAAGCCAGAUGAUAGAUGCACUGCUAGCAUGAUAGCAGCUUAUGAGAAGAAGAACCUGCUGGAUGAUGCCUUAGAUCUUUUACUGAAGCUUGAGAAAGAUGGCUUUGAGCCUGGGGUGGCUACUUAUUCAGUUUUGGUGGAUUGGAUGGGUAAUAUGCAACUAAUUGAUGAAGCUGAACAGCUCUUGGGUAAAAUUGCUGAGCAGGGUGAGGCUCCUCCAUUUAAGGUUCAUAUUAGCCUAUGUGACAUGUAUGCAAGAGCUAAUGAUGAGAAAAAGGCUCUUCAAGCUCUUGGCAUUUUGGAGGCAAAACAGGAGCAGUUGGGACCAGAAGAAUUCGAGAGGAUUAUUCAGGCACUUAUAGCUGGUGGAUUUGUGCAAGAUGCUCUAAAGUUUCGAGGAUUGAUGGAAGCUCGGAGAUUUGCAGUAUCCGAGAAACUUAAAGUAGAACUCCAGGCGUCUCAAACUUUUCUUCGCAGGAGACCAUCUGUAAGAUGAUGUUGAUCCUUUGCAUACAAGGCGAGUUAGUGCUAUCUAUCUUGGAAGUUGGCUCAUGACAGUGCGUUUUAGUGAUCUGAAGCCUAUAAGAAUUAAUUGCCUCAUUGUGAUCCAGAAAUCACCAUUAGGUUGUCUCCAUAAAUUCAAAGCAGCGAGUUGAUUAUGGUUCCAGUUGCAUUUUACGAUCAUGCAGCCCAUGCCUUCUGACUAGUAGUUGUUCAUCGACACAGAAUAACUAAUAAGUUUUUGACUUAUAAAUGUCUUCUCUGUUGUCAGAUGCAUCAGUUGUGAUUGUUAUCAUGUUUGCAGCUCUUUCAUUUUUAAACCUUUUUUUGCAUAGCCUUGUUACUCCUGGGAGUUGAAUUGCCAUAUGAUUUUUAGAUUUAUUUCGAAAUAAACAUUAAAUGGACUGUGA